Molecule: messenger RNA, 363 nt
Organism: Echinococcus granulosus
Lineage: Eukaryota; Metazoa; Platyhelminthes; Cestoda; Cyclophyllidea; Taeniidae
Exons: 2
Coding region: 1-363 (120 amino acids)
Source: RefSeq, a predicted model, not a curated record
AUGCAUUUGGAAAUUUCAAAUUUAGAAAUGCUUACCCCCAUUAAUUCCUGCAAAUUGGAAUUGCCUCCUGAAACUAUCAGGAUUGUGCCUUCUCAAAAAGACGCUUCUUUUAUUUUUAGAGGUGGAUUUCAUUCGGAGACCAGCGAUCAAAGUGCAUUCAACUUACAGUAUUACUUUAAAAUACCAACACGUGUUUUAGUGUUGCCGUCUAAAUUUCAAUUUUGCUUUUGUAAUUUGCGAAUUGUGAAAAAUGCAACAUGGCCCGAGUUUUUUGUGCUAGCCAUUUUAGGUUAUGAAGUGUUUAGCGUAAACGUUGCAGCUAAUUACAAUCAGGUCACACCUUACAUUACUGAACGCUUUUAG